AUGCGCGCAGGGGCAAAGUUCACAUGGAGGCAAGAUGGCGGCUUCCUGUGACAGCUUUGUUUUGCUGCUGUUUCUGCUGUUUGUGAGCGCUCAGGCUGUGGACCGCAGUAACUUCAAAACAUGCGACCAGAGCUCAUUUUGCAAGCGCCAGAGGGAGCUGAAGCCAGGUCAGUCCCCGUACAGAGCUCUGCUGGACACACUGGAGCUGAGCGACUCCAGACUCACACUGCAGCUCAUCAAUGACAACAACAAGGUCCGCUUGUUGCUGGAGCUGUACAGACUGCAGGGGAACAUGACACGGGUGAAGAUUAAUGAACUCAAACCAAUCAAGCCUCGUUAUGAGGUGCCAGAUGUGCUCAUCUCUGAUCCCAUUACUGAAGCGCUGUCCGUGGUGUCUCAGGAUGACAACAGUCUUGUUUUGUCUCUGGGUGGAAACGAGCAGCGGCUCAUCGUCAGCGCUCAGCCAUUUCGCCUGGACAUCAUCGAGGGCCCUCAGGUGCUCAUGUCCCUCAACUCCAGGGGCCUGCUGGCCUUCGAGCACCUGCGGGUGCGCAAGGACACUAUCUCACAUAAAAUAAGUAGCACAGUUGGUAGCAUGUGGGACUCGAUCAAGAGCGUUUUCUCUAGCAACAGCGAGUCUGAGGAAACCACAGGACAGCAGAAAGAGGAGCAACAAACUAGUGAGGAUGGACAAAUAAAAGAAGAAGAGGAGGAAGAGAAACCGGGCAUGUGGGAGGAAACCUUCAAAUCUCAUAGUGAUUCAAAACCCAAUGGUCCGUCAUCUAUUAGUUUAGAUUUUUCUCUGCCGGGUGUGGAGCAUGUGUACGGCAUUCCCGAACACGCAGACACACUCAGACUGAAGAGCACAGAAAAUUCAGACCCUUAUCGGCUGUACAACCUGGAUGUCUUUCAGUAUGAGCUGCACAACCCAAUGGCUCUUUACGGGGCCGUUCCUGUCCUCAUUUCUCACAGCACUGAGCGCACCAUGGGCAUCUUCUGGCUCAACGCCGCAGAAACAUGGGUGGAUAUCAGCUCAAACUCUCCAGACACGGUGUCUAGUGACGCUCCUCAGACGAAUGUCCGCUGGGUUUCUGAGAGCGGUAUUAUUGAUGUCUUUAUCAUGCUGGGACCAAAACCUGCAGAUGUCUUCACUCAGUACGCCUCACUUACAGGCACGCAGUCUUUUCCUCCUCUGUCGGCGCUGGCGUAUCAUCAGUGCCGCUGGAACUAUAAUGAUCAGGAGGACGUAAAGGCUGUGGAUCAGGGCUUCGAUGAGCACGACAUCCCGUAUGACUUCAUCUGGCUGGACAUUGAACAUGCGGAUGGAAAACGCUACUUCACCUGGGACCCCAUCAAAUUCCCUACACCUAAAGACAUGCUGAAGGGGCUGAUGGACAAGAGACGCAAGCUAGUGGCCAUUGUGGAUCCUCACAUUAGGGUGGACAGCGGCUACAGGAUUCACAACGAGAUCCGCUCCAAGAACUUUUAUGUCAAGAACAAAGAUGGAGGAGACUAUGAGGGCUGGUGUUGGCCAGGUAAUUCAGGCUAUCCUGACUUCACUAACCCAGAGAUGAGAGCGUGGUGGGCCAGCAUGUUUGCCUAUGACCAGUAUGAGGGCUCUAUGGAGAAUCAGUACAUCUGGAAUGACAUGAACGAGCCGUCUGUGUUUAAUGGGCCUGAGGUGACCAUGCACAAAGAUGCGGUUCACGGUGUCUGGGAGCACAGAGACGUGCACAACCUUUAUGGCCUCUAUGUGCAAAAGGCAACGUCUGAAGGCCUGAUUCAGCGUUCUGGAGGAGUGGAGAGACCUUUCGUUCUGACCAGAGCAUUUUUUGCUGGAUCUCAGCGUUACGGUGCGGUGUGGACAGGAGAUAAUGCUGCUGAAUGGGGUCAUCUGAAGAUCUCCAUCCCCAUGUGCUUGAGUCUGGGCUUAGUGGGCAUCUCUUUCUGUGGAGCUGAUGUUGGCGGUUUCUUUAAACAUCCCAGUGCUGAGCUGUUGGUGCGAUGGUAUCAGGCUGGAGCUUAUCAGCCAUUUUUCCGUGCACACGCUCACAUAGACACACCGCGCAGGGAGCCCUGGCUGUUCGGCCCAGAAAACACUGCCCUCAUCCGGGAGGCGGUGCGCCAGCGAUAUGCCCUCCUGCCAAACUGGUACCAGCUAUUCUACAAUGCACACAACACUGGACAGCCAGUUAUGAGACCUCUGUGGGUAGAAUAUCCUGCCGAGGUCACCACUUUCUCAAUUGAGGAUGAGUACUUGAUUGGGAAGGAUUUGCUGGUGCACCCGGUCACUGAUGAGGGCGCCACUGGUGUUACUGCAUAUCUGCCUGGGAAAGGCGAGGUCUGGUAUGACGUUCAUUCUCUCCAGAAGCAUGAUGGGGAUCAGAGUCUCUACAUUCCUGUCACCAUGAGCUCCAUCCCAGUCUUCCAGCGUGGAGGAUCCAUCAUCUGCAGGAAAGAGCGCGUCAGGAGGUCUUCGUCCUGUAUGGAGAACGAUCCCUACACUCUCUAUGUUGCUCUUAAUUCUCAGGGUUUUGCUGAAGGAGAGCUGUACAUCGAUGACUUCCACACCUUUAACUAUCAGAAAUCCAAGCAGUUUAUCCACAGACGUCUGUCCUUCUCUAACAACAGCCUGACCUCCAGAAAUCUGGCUCCUGAUGCUCAGUUUUCCACCGAGUCUUGGAUAGAGAGGAUUGUGGUCAUUGGAGGCAGUCGACCGUCCUCAGUUUCACUGAUCAAUGCAGAUGGUGUGGAGUCGGCUUUAGAGUUUGAGUUCUCCUCUAAUCCUGCAGUGUUGACUGUCCGUAAGCCAUCGGUCAGCGCAGCGGCAGACUGGACUGUUGUUUUGCGGUAAAACACAAUCUUAACAUGCAGCAGGAGGAAAUGCAGCACUUAAAGAACACACAAACAGAGAACGGGACCAGAUCUGAUGUGUUUAAGAUGAUGAGAUCAGUAUGAAUUCAGACUAAUCGAGUUUGAUUGAACAAACGAGACCAGAAAGGGGUUUCAAUUAGCAGUUUUAUAAUUGGGUUGAAGGUUAAAAUGGAAAUAAUAAUAAUAUAGAGGUUAUUGAUUAGAGCAUUUGAGUUAGGUUUUUUUGUUAGUAUUUUGCUUUUUUUUUUUUUUUCUCGGCUCUGAUUAUUUUGGCAAAACAAACAAAAAAAAAUCAUUUGUUUUUCCUUUUUUCACUUGGCAAGUGUUUAAAUUGGGGCAAAAUUAUGAAUAGUUCAAAACUUCCACAAGACGUCCAGGCCUUAUUUAUUGAGGUCACACUAAUGAACAGUUUCCUUAUUUUGUUAUUUACUGUUGUGAUUUGCUUUAUGGGAUUUUGCUGAGUCGACUUUUGAUGUUAAAAAAAUCAACUCUGUGUGAAAAAUAAAAGACUUUUAUUGACAUUUUAGUGUUUUGAAACCAUAUAUUGCAUAAGAUAUACAUAUAUAUAUAUAUAUAUAAUGAAGAGCUUAGAUGCUAAAACCUCUAUAUGCCAUCUGAAAUUUUUCUCUAAAAUGAGCAUUUUAUCGGCCUUCUAUGUGUAUGUUCAGUAUUAUCACUUUUAUGGCAAAGAAUAAGUCCUUUUCCUGGUCUUUAAAGUAAAAUAUCUUAACAGAAAACAAAGGAGGCUGAGAAAAAUUUUCAUUUUCGAUGGAAAUUUCAGACGGCACUUAGAGGUUUUUGCAUGUAAACUCUUCAUAUAUAAAAAUCUAGUACCUUUUUUAGAUAUUUUACAGACUUCUCCUAAAAGUACUGGGUUUUUACAGUAAUUUACAACUCCAAUACAGAAUAUAUAUGACUUUAAACCGUUACAAAUGUCAAUAGAAGUCACUUUUCAACAUCAAAAGCUGUUUGUGGUCUCAAAAAUGCAAUUCAAGAGGAUAAAUAAAUGAAGAAAAUACAUGAAUUACAAAAUAUGGGAAACUCUUUAAUUGGGAUUGCUUUUUGUGUGUGUGUGCGUGCGUGUGUGCGUGUGUGAGGAAUCAGCAAUACCUAAAUCUUCUAAUAUUACCUGCCUUGUUCAGAUUUCCCUCCAAAGUCUGAAGCGAUGAGUAGGGCCAGACGGAAUCUGUGGACAUUUUUCUGCUAUUUCUGUGCAGAAUUUAGUUAAAAAUCUGCGGAUUUUUGUGGGAUAAUUUUGGAAGUAUCAUAACUAAAACCUUAAUAUAUGAAAUAAUAAGUGACACCCUUUAAACUUCAAUGUUUACAAUGCAAACCCAAUUAGAUCCACUUUAUUUGGUAAACAAAGCAAGUCUCUCAUAUGAUAUCUCUACUAAAAGACAGAAAAUAGUACUUUACAAGCUAUAUCAAAGUAAACUGUAGUAAAUAAAUACUUUAAAUAUUUUCAUAUUAUUUGAUAAUAUUACUGUAAUUAAUUAAUUAUCUGAAUAAAUAUAAAUUUACACACAUUUACACAAGUAAGUAAACAGAAUCAAUGAUGGGCUAGAUUCCACGUGGGCCUACUAAUCACUAACCAAUCGCAGCUUUUGUCUAGUAUAGGCCAAUAGUGAUGGGACACUGGGCUGUUCUGGUCCAAAAAUGGGUUUCCACCCAUCCAAAUGAGCAAUUUAUUCACUGACAUCAUCAAACUUAAUAGCAAAUUCCCAUUUGGGGUGGAUUCUUGCACUACAAGCUUCUUAAAAACAAUCCAACUGAGAAGUAAAUGAGCAGUUUUUUACAUGAGUAGCAUUUCAGAGAGUAUUAUCAGGCGUAUGUUCUAUUACGUGCCCUUGCUUGUUAGAGCACAUAAGCCACCGAUAAAGUAUUUAGAGUUUGAACAAUAGUUGGGGUCAGAAACAGGCUCUGGUAGAAGUAGAAACCACAAAACAAACUCCUAAAAAAACAGCCCGGGACUCUUACAUAUCAAAUUGGCUGAUUUACUUGAACACCAAGCAGAUUUAAAGGGACAGUUCACCCAGUAAGUGAAAAUCCUGUAGUCAUUUACUCAUCCUCUGUGUGUUUCAAACCUGAAUGAAUGUUGGGAAAAGCAGCUAUUUACUGACUGUUAUUUUGUUUUAACCAUUGAUGUCAUUUGAAUGAGAUAUUGUAUAAGAAAUAAUAAUAUAUAUUGAAAUAAGUCUGUAAAAUAAGAGAGUAAGUUUUGGCAGUGUGUUACCUGAAUUUUGUAUCACUCAAACCCAGACAAUAUAUCACUACACACUGUUAAAAUUGUCAAUAAAAAUCACUUUUCAAACUUUUUGACCCCAAAACCUGAAUGAAUUUUUGGGAAAACCACUUAGAGUUAUUUUUUUUUGUUCUCACUAUUGAUGUCAAUUGCUACCUUUCCCCCAACAUUCUUCAGAAUAUCUUGUUUUGUGUUCAACAGAAGAGAGCAAUUCAUAAAUGUUUACAAGCAUCUGGGCGUGAGGAAAUUAGGAGAUUUUUGGGUGAAUUAUCUCUUUAAACGAAAGGAUUCUGGCUGGAGUAUCUUUAACGAAAAGAGAAAACUGAAGUCUGCAAUGUGAAGAUGAAGAAGAUGAGAUGUUGUAAUGAAUGCCUGACGAUUUUGGAAAUAAAGACCGGAUGGAACAAA
Danio rerio (zebrafish) is the source of this 5524-nucleotide messenger RNA. NCBI's taxonomy places the organism in Eukaryota, Metazoa, Chordata, Actinopteri, Cypriniformes, Danionidae. The record is from RefSeq and is a predicted model, not a curated record.